AGUGUGCCCCUUUACAUUAGGUGUGCCCAUCAGAGUGCCCCUUUACAUCAGUUGCCCCCAUCAGAGUGCCCCUUUACAUCAGUUGCCCCCAUCAGAGUGCCCCUUUACAUCAGGUAUCCCCAUCAUAUUUCCCCAUCAGAGUACCCCUUUAUCUCAUAUUCCCCAUCAGAAUGCCCCUUUCCAUCACAUGUUCCCAUCAGAGUUCCCCUUUCUACAGUAUGUGCCCAUUUGUGCCCCCUUAACAUAAAAUGGGCCCAUCAGAGUGCCCCUUAAUAUAAAUGAGCCCAUCAGCGUGCCCCUUA
Staurois parvus is the source of this 302-nucleotide messenger RNA. NCBI's taxonomy places the organism in Eukaryota, Metazoa, Chordata, Amphibia, Anura, Ranidae. The record is from the annotation of a GenBank genome assembly.